AUGCACGUCGCGAUAGGGCACUACGUGUCCUUCACUGGGCUCGCCGGGCGAUUCUCCGAUCUGCAGGCCGGCUCCUCCAUGGGACUCGUCUACCUCCUCUCCGGGUUUGUCAUGGCGUUGGGCUAUGGACAGAAGGCCGUUCGUCCCUCUCACUGGCUCCGGCUGCGACAAGUGCUGCUGCGCCUGCUGCGACGCGGAUUGCUGCUUCCGCCCUUCUGCGUCUCGCGCGCCGACGCGGCAGCCGACGCGCCGAUCUUCGCUGGCCGGCGCUUCUAUGAAUGUAUCUUAUUCCGGGGCCGGCUCCGUGGGGUCGCAAAGUCGACGCUGGGAGUCGCACUCGUCAAACCAUCGCAGCACCACGCGAUCCGCACAAACUUUUUCUGUUCAGCCCGGACCGCGCCAACCGAAACCACUACCGGCCGGCGGGGGUCGCUCACCCGCAUGUACUACGUACUGUAA
Molecule: messenger RNA, 459 nt
Organism: Emiliania huxleyi CCMP1516
Lineage: Eukaryota; Haptophyta; Isochrysidales; Noelaerhabdaceae
Exons: 3
Coding region: 1-459 (152 amino acids)
Source: RefSeq, a predicted model, not a curated record